This is a messenger RNA of Necator americanus (New World hookworm), 4020 nucleotides long. RefSeq lists its product as uncharacterized. Lineage: Eukaryota; Metazoa; Nematoda; Chromadorea; Rhabditida; Ancylostomatidae. The record is from RefSeq and is a predicted model, not a curated record. The transcript has 34 exons. Gene Ontology annotation, biological process: intein-mediated protein splicing; multicellular organism development; cell-cell signaling. Bases 1 to 4020 code for a protein of 1339 amino acids.
AUGUUGACCGGCUUGUUCCGGUACUGUCUAUGCCUAAUUCUUGGGACUCAACUUGUUUAUUCUAAUGUUAACGAUAGUAUCAGCACCAGCUCACAUCAGCAGAGGAACAUCACCUCUCAGCUGACGAUUCAGAGGACGAAAAGGGCUGCGACAGCACAAUGCUCCUCCACAUCGUCAAAUAAUGUUGCUCAUUCACUGGUUAGCAGUAUUUGUUGUGAUUCCAUGAUUCCACUUUUUAUCGACAAUCAACUCAGUACAAACGAUGGGCUUGGAUCGAUAACUCGUGCAGUCCAACAGCGAAUUCAAUCACGGUUCAACAGAUCUUUCGAGGUUGUCAUCUCAGAAUCGGAUUUCGUUAUUAACACAUAUUAUUCCGGUCCUAGACAAUGUAAAUUCGAGACCGAUCGGUAUUUUGUGGCGUUGUAUGAGACCCCGACACAGUACGACGUCGCUGAUACGACAGUAGAGAACUUCUUAGCCAGUAUUGACAGUCGUGAUCCUCUCGGAUGGAAACAAGCACCUCUUGCGGAGCAAAAUGAAGCUCUUCCUGUCGACGGAACGACCAAUAUUGAGUCCGGAUCCGACUCGGAUGUAGCUUCUUUGAGUGGCAGCAGUGCUGCAUCAAGUGGUUCCGCUGCCAGUAACUCGGCUACCUCUUCGGCCCAGCCAGGGUCAGGUGGCGCCUGCUCGUGGCGAGGCAGUGCAGCGGAUGCUAACGUUCCGUACACAUUCACCUCAGAAGAGUGCUGUGACGUACGAUUGAAUAUUAUAAUGAGGGAUGCAGCAACUCGUUCUAGGGACACACCUCACUUGGGCGACUCUGCCAAGUAUAUCCAAAGACGCAUUCAACUCGAGUACGGCUUGUCAUUUGAAGUAAUCAUGAGCACAGCAAAUUUUGCUGUGUCUUCUUAUUAUCAUGGACAAAGCAGCUGUAAAAUCCAUGAUGGAAAUUUCUAUUAUGUGGCAUAUGCGACCCCUGUACAGUACGACCCAUUUAACAUUGCACAAGAAGACUACCUAGCCAGUACUGACGCAGAAGAACCAUUAGGAUCUACGAGAUAUACAAGUCUUCGAGGAGAUCGGCCCGAUAUCAGAAUAGAACCAUCUGCUGGAGAAGAUAUAUCCAUUCAACCAGCUGUACUUCAAGCUCGUGCACUUAUUUACGAGGGAGCUGGUGGAGCUGGAAGGACGUCAAAUCGUGAGCCAGAAGUAUCCGUCAGUGAUAUUUUCACUGACGAUUCAGAUCUUGCUACUGCCAGUGUUAUUAACGGUUUUAAUGUCGGAGGAAAUCGUACUCUUGGGACAGUUCCCUCUGAAGAGAGUCGCGGCCUACCUCCAGGCACUCAUUGUGACAAGGGAAAUAAAACAGGUGACAAAUGUUGCAGCGGUCUUCUUUUUGAAACAAUGACUGAUGCUUUUUAUGAGCUCAGCAGCUCACCGCAGUUUGCUUUCGCAAGUGCUGGAAACAUUGCAAGCCUCAUUCAAAAAAGAGCUCAACUUCGCUUUGAUCAGUCAUUCGAGGUAGUAGUGUCUUCUGGGGACUUCGCUCUGGCAUCGCAUGGAGUAGGGGAUCAGACCUGCAAGUACAAAGAGCGCGGUUUCACAGCAAUCGCCUAUACUACACCCACACAGUACGAUAUCACACAAACAGCAGCUGAAAGCUAUUAUGCAUCGAUAUCAUCUCGGGACAACCUCGGAGCAACGCAAACAUCACUUCCUGGACAGCGACCGUUCCAUACUCCACUUCAGCUUUACGGAGAAGGGGCCGGAGCUGGCCUUCCGGUUGGGUCACACUGCGGUGACGCCCGAUCAGGAUCUAAAUGCUGUAGUGCUCCACUAUUUAACGUGAUGCAGUCGUCAUAUGAGUCACUCAUAAACAGAGAUAACUUUGAUCCAUAUAACUUGAGGCUGAUAGCCAGGACGAUCCAAUACAAUGCAGAGGAACAGCUACAGAUGAGUGUCGAAGCUUUUAUAUCUACGGAUGACUUCGCCAUAUCAAGCGCUUAUGAGGGAAACGAGAUUUGCAAAUAUCGUAUCGAUCGUUAUUACAUUAUGGCCUAUGCGACCCCUGUGCAGUACCCGAUUCACAGUCAAAUUUAUGAUGACACAGGGCCUGCCAUACCGAUCAACUGCCCUGGAGAGCUAGAUGGUCUGGACGGGGCUGUUUGUUGUGAUGGAACAAUACAGUACGAAAUGACACGUGCUAUUGACGAAGCUCUACAAAAUCAGCCAGAAGGACAAAGAAGCAACGAUGCACUGGCUACGACAAUAUCACGGAAUAUUGAAAGACGAUUUGGAAGAACUUUCGAAACGAUCGUCUCACGCUCAGACUUCACGUGGCAGACAAAUAUUUACAAUCAAAACACUUGCAAAAUUGAUUGCCUGGGUUACCACACCCUUAUUGUCCAAUCGAGCAAUGCGCCCCCACCACUAUCUGACUUCUUUGAUCCAGCUCCUCUACCAAUAGCGCCUCUGGAAGUACCUUUCCAAGCGGUGCCGCCAGUACAGGCUCCACCACCGGUUCCGCAGGCUCCAGUCGGCGCUGCACCUCCAGCAUUCGUAUUCGGCCCCCCAGCUGUAGCCGCUCCUCCUGUAGCUCCUCCUGCUUUUGCUCCUCCAGCUGCAGUUCCUGUAUUUUAUGGCGGCGGUGGUGGUGGAGGAGGUGGUGGAGGUGCAUGCUUUUCGACUGAUACUUGGGUGACAACGCCUAACGGAAAGAAACGGAUGGAUCAGCUGAAAGUUGGCGAUUUUGUUUUGACAGCCAACCUGACUGCGGUCUACUAUGCACCAAUGUCAUUGUGGAUUCAUCGCGAACCAGAUCUCGUAACAAAAUUUAUAACUAUUAUGACUGAUUAUGGAAAAAUGCUAGCGCUCACUCCUCGACACCUAAUUUUUCGAAACAAAUGCGAUGAGUAUUAUGAAGAACGAGUUUAUGCGCUACCGCCGAACAGUCAAGCAGUAUACGCCGAAGAACUGGAAGUGGGGGAUUGCGUGUAUCUUUUUUAUAGGACUGGCUUCCGACAACAAAAACUUCAAGACAUCUCCAUAACGCAGCGUCGAGGCGUAUUCUCACCAUUAACCCCAAAUGGACGCAUUAUUGUUAAUGAUAUGUUGGCCUCUUGUUACAGCGAUGUGAACGAGGCUACUUUACAAACUACUUAUUUCUCUGUGUUAAAUUCUAUUCGAAAACGGGUGGUCACAUGGUUCGGUUCAUGGAUCGACGAGAAAGUGGAUAUUCCAUUCGGGUCGGGAUUCUCCAUGGAGCUGUUACGACUCAUUGUGCCAUAUAACAGCUUCACUUCUGUAUGUUUGGCAAGCGGUUUUCAUAUAGGAGUUAUGCUCGUCCUUAUACAACUACUACAGCGCUUUUUGAGAUUUCCAAGACGAUUUGAGAAAGCAAAGCCGUUCACACUUCACUGCUCGUUGCUGUUGUUGGUACUCGCGUACGCCUUCGCUGGUGGUUUCAUCUUCAAUCGCCUAGAAGCUGAAGCUUUUCAACGUCAUCAGGAUGAGAGUCGUCAGGAGAAACUACGCUGUGUGCUUGAGGUGAUUGCAAAAUUAUCGCCGUUGUCACUUGAAAAUCCAUGGCGAAAUGCGACGGCAACCAAAAUUUCAAACUGUUAUGAGCCAGAACGGGACGAACGCAGUGAAUGGUCAUUCGUCACAGCAACACUUUACGGAUUUGGAAUCGUUACAACACUUGGCUACAAUCGAAUCGCACCGAUCACAUAUGCGGGACGACUUUUUUGUAUCGUCUAUGGAAUCUGUGGUAUUCCAAUAACGAUGAUUAUCAUUGCAAAUGUUGGGCAGUACCUCAAUAAUUUUGCUGGAGAUUCGAGACGGAAGCUUGAAGCUUAUCGUACACAACGACGAAUGUCGCGAGCUUCACUAUCCGGAAAACAGUAUAAGCUUCAGUUACAGGAAAAGGAGAAACGACUUUGUGUAGUUCAUUUUUCUAUGCCAUUUUUCGCAAUCCGUAAAAGAGCCGAAGUGUCUCAAUGGUUUCGAGUUGAUUCUUGA